Molecule: messenger RNA, 2328 nt
Organism: Durusdinium trenchii
Lineage: Eukaryota; Dinophyceae; Suessiales; Symbiodiniaceae
Source: the annotation of a GenBank genome assembly
AGGACUUCCAGAAAGCCCGCCCAGACGCGCAAAAACACGUGCGCCGAUGUCAACACUCCAGGAUGUCGGCCUUCCUGUCGUGACGGUGGUGGUUUUGUCCCCUGUGGCCAUCCUCUGCUUUAGAUACGGUGUUCCCAUCGAGCUCAUCGUUUUCGGCUUGCUGUGUGCCGGCUAUAAGGCACCCAAGUGGUGCACGCGCGGCCAAAAGAAGUCGCCCCCGGUGCAUGACUCGCCCCCGGUGCAUGAUGAGCCUGAGGUAGAGGAAUUGAAACAGAAGAAGAGUUUCCAAUCGUGGAGGCCAUGGAAAUCGAAGCGAGACACAGAGGAGAAAGGUUGGAGAGAGGGCAAAGCCCGGGAAAAGCCGAGCGGAAAACAGGAGGCGAAGGGUGGAGCUAGACCGAAAAGCGGUGCUGCGCAUUUAAAGAACAACGCCUCACAGACACAAUGGCGGUCCAUCAUCAAUAAAUUCACGCCGGAGAAGUUUGAGAAGCUUUGUGGGCAGUUGCUUCAAACUCUUCCAACUGAAGGCACCGACGGUGAGUUCUCCAAAAUUCUGGAAGAGCUCCUGUCGAUGAUCUUCGAUGCUUGCAGUCGGCAGCACCAGUACACCGAAAUGUACACGGAUCUUUGCCAAAAGCUCUUGGAUUUCGUCGCGCAGCAGCGACCCAAUCUGGAUGGACGUGCGUGCGUAUGGGGUCGAUGUCAACACAUCUUCCAGACCAUCGUGUUGAAACCCCCUGAGAUCCCGGCCGAGCUGCCUGAAGAUGAGUACAUGGAUCGCAAAGCCAAGAUCAAAGAGAAGAUGGUUGGCAUGGUGAAGUUUGGAGGUGGAUUGGUUUCACGGGGCUUAGUGCCUCCAGAAGGGGUGAUGACGUGGAUUCAUACACUUUUGAGCGAGAAGACCGAAGAAGUCUUUUGCACAGAGGAAGAGGAGACAGCUGUGGAAACUGAGAAGGAUGUGGAGCAACGUGAAGUACAGCUGGAAGUGCUUUGUGCCAUUCUAGCUAGUAUGGGCUCUUCAUUGUCAGACCCCACCGUUUGGAAUGAGGACAAUCGCAUGGUCAUUGAAAAUGUCUUUGAGCAACUGGAGACUCUAGCCAUCGAUGCAGAACACUUGUCCCUGAGGAUUAGAUGUUUGAUACGAGAUGUGCUCGACUUGCGGAUGGCGGAAUGGAAGGAAAAGCGUGGCAAGCUCAAGCCCACCUGUUUGCACAAGCAGAAGGAGGAGGAGCGUUUGGAGACCAACCUCAGGAGCGAAGCACCCGAGUUCGUGCCCGGCUCCAAGGGUGGGAGCCUAUGGAGUUCCGACCGACUGUUGGAGGGGAAACCUUGGAUGGAUCCGCAACUUUUGGCUUCUUGGACGACCCAAAAGCACACCGGGGCAGCGGAGCGCUGCCCCAGUUGGAAGGCCUCCUUGCAAAUGGUGGACCACCAUCUGGAAGUCAUCGAAGAUCGCGAGGCCAAACUACAACGGCUUAAAGCCUUGAUCCAGGUCUAUCACCUGAUUCAGGAGAAGCAGAUGGUGGUCGUCGCCAAUACGAUCAAUGUCCGAAGAAUACUGGACAUGAUCUCGGGGACUUUUGCUGGCUCUGACUAUCGGUGCUUAGAUCAAAAUACGCCAGAAGCGAUCCGUAUGCAGAGUUUGAGAAGCUUUGCGCUGGGCCAGACUUCAAUGUUGUUGAUGACGACAGAUGUCUCUGCUCGGAAGGAUUUCGACUUUGGGAAGGCGGCAUCUGUGCUAAUCAACUUUGAUUUCCCCAUGACCUUGCAGCUGUACCUCUACCGCAUCCAGAAGCGUGCAGACAGUGAGACCCACGUCUACACCUUCUUCUCGCCCCACGAUGUGCGACAUGCCAAUUCGCUGGUCAUUGUGCUCGAGGGCGCUGGACAGAAGGUCCCUGAAGCUCUCAGAAAGAUGAAGGAGCAGGUGAAAGCGGAGAUCAAAAAGGAAGACAAGGGCCACCGGAAGGGCAAGCCAGAUGGCGAAGAAGAGUCUGGAAGCAAAGGCUCCAGACGGCCAGACGGUCGAAAUGACCGCAAGGACCACAAAUGGGACGACAAAGCACCCCGAGACUCCCGAAGAACCAGCGGUGAGCUCAACCAUCGCCGCCCGAAACAGCACGACGAUCGGCCACCUGAGGGCGCCCGUCGGAAGGACGCCCGCUGGGAGGCUGAGUCGAAAGAGCACCUGAACCGUCGGGGGGGCGAGAGCGGCCUGAACCGUCGGUCGGGCGCCGCAGGCGGGUCGAGCGCGGGCAGAGGCUUUUCGGACACGUAGAGUCUGGAGGCCGAAACAGGCCGCUCGCGUGAGUCCGUGAGUCCGAAGAA